GCCCGACGACGUUCAAAAUCAAGCAGCAAAACACGGAAGUCCACCUUGUGUUCGACGAAACCAAAUGUCUUACUUGUAGCUCAGGAUGUCUGGUGAAAGUAUGGAGGAGAGGUCUGUGGAGGUGCUGGACCUUCCUGACGGUGUAGAUGAGGAGCUGCUGUAUCUCUACUUUGAGAACAAGCGGCGCUCUGGAGGAGGUCCUCUUGAAUCUGUGGAGAAGAAGGAGAACCAUGCCAUACUGGUGUUUGAAGAGACAGAAGCUGCAGCCAGAGUUCUGGCUAAGAGCCACCACGUUCUGCUCAACACUGAACUUAGCGUCAAGAAGCCCCACUCUAAGGACCGACGCAGACUGCUGCUGCGAGGAACCAACCCCAACACCAGCACAGAGAUGAUCGAGCUGUAUGUGGAGAACAUGAUGGACCUGAACAUGACAGACUACACCCUGAUCCCCUCCCCAGAGAGAGACGUCAUAGUCAUUCAACUCAGCCAACCCCUCUCAAAAGAUUUCCAAAAGCUUCGCACAAAAAUCACCAAGAGAACACUGGAUGGGGCAAAGGUAACUCUUGAACAGAUUGAGCAAACAGACUCUGUCUUGGUGGAGAAUGUGCACCCUGGCACCACUCCAGACUUGCUCACUUUGUACUUUGAGAGUGAGAGAGGUGGGAGUCAGAGGGUGAAGGAGGUCACUGCGCUGUCAGAGGGCACAGUGAAGGUGUCCUUCGCACAUUAUGAAUCUGUGGACACUGUUCUUGAUCUUCCGCACAAACUUAAUGAUACCAAACUUGUAGUGAAGCCUUACUUUGACUUUCUUCAACCUGCACAGAGCUCAACUUCGGAAAUCUUGAAUGAUGAGACUAAAGAUGUAAUUGAGAGUUCUGAAGACCUGAGCAGUAUUCAGAUGGAGACCAGUCCCCUCCUGGACAAUGCAGACCCUGACCAGUCCUUCCCUGCUGGGGCGUCAAACAGUGGUCAGUCAUCCUCUCAGACAGAGUUGGAGCUUCUUGGUGACAGUGAAGCAGAGGAGGUUAUGGAGGAUCAAACUGAGAAAGAAGAAAUGUUUUCAUGCCAUGUUGCCAUCACUGACCCAGUAAAACGUGCUCUGUUUCAAAGCAGCACUUUUCUACAGGACCAGCAGAAGGCUAACCCAAAUUCUAGCAUCCAGAAUAAAAAUGAUGGUGUGUACAUUGAAGGCUCUAACAAACAUCAGCUGGAUCAGCUAAAAGAUAACAUCACAGACUUUACUGGGAGCAUGGUACAGACUAAUUUCACCCUAGAGCUGGAAAAAGCUCUGUUUCUUGACAGAAAAGACGUGAAAGAGCGUUUAUUACGGACCAUAAAUCAAGCCGAGUCGUCUUGUUUGUACUCCGUGUCCGAUUCUACCGUUUCUGUUACCUCCCUGUCCCAAAACGCAGCCAACCAGGCGUGUAGCUUUUUAAAAUCCCAGGUGUGUUGCUUCAGCAUGCCUGUGGAGAUGGAGCAGGAGUGCAUCUUGUACCUGAGGGAGUGGAGCGAGUUUCUGCAGUCUCUGGGUUUCACCUCUGUAAAGGUGUCAGAACCAGGAGCGAAUAUUGAUGUUUGGACUCUGAAAGGAAUGGAAGAUGAGAAGCAGGCUGCGAUCAUGAUGUUCCUCACUACACCCAUUGAAAGGGAGACGGUCAUCUCCAUGGAGCCAGGCAUGUUGAAGUACAUCCAAACUCACUGUCAUCAGCUGCUGGCUGACAUGCAUCAAGUGUCAAUUUUUCCACUUGAGAACGAAAGUGCUUGUGGGUUAAAGAUCCAUGGCCAUGCAGUUGCUUGCCAAAUGGCAGAGGAGGUGUUGCAAGGGGUGGUCACUUCUGUCUGCACACGAACCAUCAAAACAAACGCUCCAGGAGUGGCUCGGUUUUUAGACGAAAAGGAGUGCAGGAGCAUCCUGAAUGAGAUGGAGACCAAGUUUCAGGUCUACAUCUGCCCAAUUUAUGUGCCCUGGGAGCCCCUACCACAACAGGAUAUUUUUGAGACUGCAUGGCAUAUGAUGUCUCAGAAAAACUUCCAGAAGGUGUCUGUGGUUGGUUCUGCACAGGAUAUGAAAUCAGAUUCAGUGCAGACGGACUGUAACGGUACUUCAAACAGAGGCCUUUUACAAUGGGCAAAGAAAGCACCCACCCCAGACCAGCUUGAUGACCUGGAUGAUGUGGAUCUUUACACAGCAAAUGAACCAAAAAGCCUGACAGAUCAAGUCUCUGAUUGGAAAUCUGUUAAAUCUUCUCAGUCCUCAGCUGAUCAGAAUGCUACAAAUGGGACAGGUCUUUGGACUGAUGAAAUGGGCCUCAGUAGUGACUUGGAAGAAGAGGCCCAACUUUCUUUAGCUAUCCAAUAUUCUAUGGAGUCAAGCAACUGUCUCCUGAAAGAUGACGAGGAACAGCUUAAAGAAGCCUUGGAGUUGUCUAAGCAACUGAUCCAAGAUGAACGCACCUCCAGUAUUACUGACAAGUCUCCCUUGUUAGAGCAACAGAAAAAGAAAAAAAAAGGUAUUUCUUUAGAGGACUCGAUAAAGGCAGCCAACAUCGUUGAAUUAAGUGUGUUUGCCGGUUAUAGCUGUGACCUGAUUCGGGUGGACAUUGCCUUUGGUAAGAAAGUGAGCCAGAGACAGGUGGAGGAGAAACUGGAGCAUCGAAACAUAAGGCAAAUGUCUGAAUACCACCAUAAAUGUUUGGACAUGAUCAAACGGAAACAUGCAGUUGAGAUUCAGAUUCAGGGAACCAUCGUUGCCAUUUCUGGUUUCAAAGACUACGUGACCAGUGCAAUGUGUGACAUGAAGCUGCUGGUAGAGAAAAUUUCUAAUUCUGUGUCCAAUAAGGAAAUCCUUAAGACUGUUCAUUGGGUACGACAUGACCCGUCCUCCUCCGACACAGUUCCUUAUUCUGAUGACGCGUCAGUAUUCAUUGAGAAUGCUUGGAGAUUGAAGCUUAAGAAGGUUGAUAUCUUGCUUGACAAUCAACCCCACAUUAUCAGCUUUGACAAGAUGCAAGAAUAUAACAUGGCUUCAGGGAAGUCUGUGAAAAUCUCCAGGAAGUUGAAUGAAUUAGGAGACGUGACACAGGAUGUACCAGAAGAAGAAUACUCACUGCUGGCAAACUUGCCUGAAGUAUCUAAAGUCAGUGAGGACUCUGAUGAAUUUCAGGAUGUGGUGAAAAAUUUCUAUGGCACCAUACAGGAGUAUCACAGCAAAAUAAGAAUCAUACAGGUGGAGAAACUCAUGAAUCGACUGCUGUACAAUCAGUACAAGCUGAAGAAAGCGAGCAUAAUUCAACAAUCCACACACCCAACAAUUGAACGAACUCUGUACCACGGCACCAGUGAGGCGAGCGUUAAAGAGAUUUGUGUUCAUGGAUUCAACAGGAGCUUCUGUGGAAAAAACGCCACUGUCUACGGUCAGGGAGUGUAUUUUGCCGUCAACUCUGCUCUGUCUGUCCAGGAUCAGUAUUCACCCCCAAACACAGACGGAUACAAGUUCAUUUUUGUGUCAAAGGUUCUAACAGGAGACUUCACUAAAGGCUGCCAUUCAAUGAAAACGGCACCGCUGAAGGAGACGGGCGAUAUUCCCCUCAGAUACGACAGCGUGACUGAUGACAUAACCAGCCCAGCGAUGUUCGUCAUCUUCAACGACACACAAGCUUUUCCAGAGUAUCUCAUCACAUGUCAACGAAUCCACCGCUGAGUAAAAUGGUUUCAUUCAGAGAAAGGACUUAUGUUCUUAGUGUCUAAUAUGAUUUAGAACGUGCUUUUACAAGUUAAAGGGCUCCAUUUUUCAGUGCACAGUUUGAUCAAAAACAAGCUUUAUCAAAUUCUUUAAUGCGUCUUUAGUUUUAUUUGUACAGUGGAAGAAAAAUCCCAUUUUUGUGAAAAUGUCCUUUUUAGUGUCAUGUCUUAUUGUGGGGUCUUUAUAAUACUUGGCAUUUAAUUUGACAACUUUAAUAAUCAGUUUACUACUUCCUGAUGAUCCUGGCCUAUUUCAUUAAUAGGUAACUAGCUUAAAGGGACAGUUUUGCCUUUUGGUGACAUUGCCAAACAUUUAUCAUGAUAGAUGAUGUAUUAUACUUAAUCAGCACCAUAUUGCACCACAAGCGUGGAGGCUAAGCUAACUAAAACAAUACUUAAAUAGAAAAUUAAAAUAAACCUUGACAAUAAACACAAAGACCCCAAAUUUUAAAUUAAAGAAUCAGUUUAUAUAUAUGUUUACAAAACUUGUUGUGUCAUAGUCUCUUUAAAGCAAGCAAACUUUUUUCUUGCCUCUUUGGUUGGUUUAAGAGUAUAGGUUGAAUCAAACCACAAAAAUUCAGAAAUUGCUAUAAAAAUGGGUUAACAGCAAAAAUAUUUAGUUCUAGGUUAUAUUUUCAUGUCUUUGUCCUGCUGGGAGUUUUGUCACCUUCAGUGCUUUGAGUGUUUUUGUCUUGAGGUUAAUAUGAGUGAACAAAGCUAAAAGACUGGAAUUUAUUUACAGUUGUACAGAAGCUGGCUACAUGCUGUUAUUGGUGGGCUUUUUUUUACAGCUCUGAGUUAAAUAUCUUAUCUUAUGAUAAAUAAGGUAGUUUUAAAUUGGCGAAAACAAAACUUAUUGUGAAAAACUCAGCUUCAUCGUUAGCACGACUGUCAGGACUCUUGACAGAUGAUCUGUAACAAAUGUUGAUCGUUGUUUCCUGAUGUGACGUUUUUAACUUGAAUCAUUUGCCAACUUGACUCCCGACUUUCAAUGAUGUGUCUCUUUUUAUUUUUGUGUGUUUUUCAAAAUUAGUAAUCGUAAGACAUUAAGUUUUGAGUUGAAGUACAUAUUUUAAUCUGUUAUUAGGAGAAAACAAGCUCUCUUUAAAUGACAUUAGGGAAAUGUAUUUCUAAGCAUGUCCUUUAUUGUGUUGCAUAUAAUUCAGAUAAUACAAACUUUAUUUAAUAAAGCCAAGCUUCACCCUAAAGCCCAUCAAGGUGAUGAUAAUGAAAAUGUUGGUGUCUUGUUCCAAAUGCUAAAAUUUGACAAAGAUGCGACUUAAUCAGGAUUAUAUUUUCUUUUACACUUUGAAUCAGUACAUCUGUUAUGUUGCUACUUUAAAAGUUUUUGCAUUAAUCACUGUGCACUUUGAUUGAACUUGUACUUUUUUUUAAAUAAAACUUAAAUAUUUUGUG
This is a messenger RNA of Austrofundulus limnaeus, 5157 nucleotides long. It is a transcript of the gene parp10, whose product is annotated as poly(ADP-ribose) polymerase family member 10. Gene Ontology annotation, molecular function: transcription corepressor activity; RNA binding; NAD+ poly-ADP-ribosyltransferase activity. The record is from RefSeq and is a predicted model, not a curated record. Gene Ontology annotation, cellular component: cytoplasm; nucleus. NCBI's taxonomy places the organism in Eukaryota, Metazoa, Chordata, Actinopteri, Cyprinodontiformes, Rivulidae. The transcript has 11 exons. Gene Ontology annotation, biological process: protein poly-ADP-ribosylation; negative regulation of gene expression. The coding region runs from base 86 to 3700 and encodes 1204 amino acids.